AUGGAGCCUCUAGCAGGAGACCAGGGGGAAGCAGUAGAACAAGAUACAGAGGAUCCUGCUGAGUUCUUGUAUAUAGAAAAUCCAGAGUUAAGAAAGUUUCAAGGUUUGAAUGUCACUGCUGAGACAAUUAGCUUAUGGUACCAGGAGCGAGCACGGGAAAUUGAGAAAUGUAGUCAUUUUGUUGAUGCUGCAUUAGAUUUGCUCAAGCUUGGUCGGGAAAGAAAUGUUGAGAAUCUUGAGGAACUUCAUGAUACUCUAGAUACCUUGGAAGUUUUGGUGUAUGAAGCAGGCCUUUACUCCAUGACUCUAGAUACCUUCACCAACUUAGAUGAUUCUGAGAAGAUUGUGCAGCUGAUGUCAACAAGUACACCAGAGACAUAUAUUCAGAACAUUCGCAGGUGGCUUAUCCCAUUUCUUACUCGGUGUGAAAAAUGGAAACCUGGAAGUGCAAAGAAACUGCUGCAUGAUUAUAUUGUAACUACUGCAAAAGAGGAUCUUGGCCUUCCUUUGAAGAUUUUACAGCAUUCACGACCAGAUCAACAAGCUCCAAUUAUAUCAUCUCCUGAAGAAAUGAUGACAAUUGCAUUGGAAUGUGUGUAUACUUGUGAAAAAGAAAACCAACUUAUGCGAGCUUUUGCCAUUUUUGAAUGUCUUCCAGUGAGGGAAUCAGGGAAGGGUACAUCAGAGAAUCUAACCAAGUUACAUGAUUUAGCAGAUGCAAUGGAAGCCCACUUAACAGCUGCUGAGCUUCUCAGCAACUAUGGAGUCUGUGUCACCCCCUGUCAACUCAGACAAUUACAAUCUGAUAGGGAUAAAGUACGAGAAAUACUAACAAAGUUAACCAGAGCAGCUGCAAGAAGAGAACCAAGGUUGACUGACAGUGAUUGGCGAAAGCUGCUUUAUGAUAUGCUAGAGUUACAGCAAAAAGUCUUCACAUGUGUAGAACCUCUAGUAUGUUUUGAGUUGAUGGUUGCGAAGCUGCAGCCUCUGCAGCUGUCUAGACCUCCUGAGCUGCGUGGUAAUGUUGUUGGAGGUUGUGUUACGCUGCGGGACGUCACAGCUAAUAUGAUCGUCGUUGCCUGCAGGAGUAUCUUGUUCAGGGGUGUCAUCUUCCGUAGAGUUGUCAUGUUGGUGGCAGGUCUUCUCAUACUAGAAACCAUUGACAUCAUCCUUGAGCGUGUCUACAGGAGUCAGUCGACAGCGCCCCUCAACAUACCCGAAGCCUUGCUCCGUAUGCUGCUGGAGAUCUGCACCAAGAAGGCCCCCUUCUCCACCCACCGUGGCCAGAUGUACCCCCAGAAGGAUGGCGUAGCAAUGGGCUCCCCACUGGGGGUCCUCUUCGCUAACUUUUACAUGGACACCGUGGAGGAACGAGUCUUUGCCAGGAUGCAGCAACCUCUCAGAUAUAGGUGUGACAUCGACGAUAUCUUUGUUCAAGUCGAUGCCGAGGAUGAGGUAGAAGCCCUCCGUACAAGACCCCCUGAAGCAGAUGUAUGUGGCAUACCAAUACACAUGCCCACUCCGCGGUUGCAGCGGUGCCUACAUUGGAUCUUCCUCCUCCUCCUCGCUGCUGCUAGAGAACUCUUCCUGAACGACAUUAUGUUACAUGGCCUCCAAGUCCUCCAGGUCAUCCGUCGUAAGCUCCUCUUGGUGCUCCUCAAGAAGGUCAUUGAUGUCGUCCUCGUCAACGACCAGCCCCACGGACUUGCCGAGUACAAUGAUCUCGUCGAGAUCUGGUUGCAAAACAGUUUCAGGAUCGUCCACUGUUUCUGA
This is a messenger RNA of Macrobrachium nipponense, 1773 nucleotides long. RefSeq names its product NBAS subunit of NRZ tethering complex-like. Gene Ontology annotation, molecular function: SNARE binding. Lineage: Eukaryota; Metazoa; Arthropoda; Malacostraca; Decapoda; Palaemonidae. The transcript has 11 exons. Gene Ontology annotation, cellular component: Dsl1/NZR complex. Gene Ontology annotation, biological process: retrograde vesicle-mediated transport, Golgi to endoplasmic reticulum. The record is from RefSeq and is a predicted model, not a curated record. Bases 1 to 1773 code for a protein of 590 amino acids.